GUUCUGUGAAACCCUAAAAUCACAGUCAAAUCAUCUGCAACCCGAAUUGGGGCAAAUUUCCUGAGAGGGAAGACAAUCAUGGGAGAUUCCGAUGCUAAAUCUGAAGCCUCGCUGAAAGAUAAAGGCAAUGAGUUCUUCAAAGCCGGGAACUAUCUGAAAGCCGCGGCUCUAUACACUCAGGCCAUCAAGCAAGACCCAUCAAACCACACUCUCUACAGCAAUCGUGCUGCAGCGUUUCUCCAUCUGGUUAAACUGAAUAAAGCACUUGCUGAUGCAGAGAUGACAAUCAGCUUGAAGCCUGACUGGGAAAAGGGGUAUUUUAGGAAAGGAUGCAUACUAGAGGCUAUGAAACGAUAUGAUGAGGCAAUGGAAGCUUUCCAGAUCGCAUCAAAGCACAACCCGCAAAGUGUGGAGGUAUCAAAGAAAAUCAAGUCUCUUAACCAAUUAACAAAAGAGAAAAAGCGAUCUGAAGAGGUGGAAAUCAUGAGAUCUAAUGUUUCAGUGUCAAAACAUUUGGAUACUUUGAAAUCUGAAUUGUCGGGAAAAUGUGGAGAUGAGACUACGAAUGAAAUGUUCUCUUUUCUUGUUGAAACCAUGGAGACUGCUAUAAAAUCGUGGCAUGAAACUUCUAAAGUGGAGGCUAGAGUUUAUUAUCUUCUUGACAGGGAGAGAACAGACACUGAGAAAUAUGCUCCAGCUGUCAAUAUUGACAAGGCUUUUGAGUCACCUCAUACGCACAGCAGCUGUUGUUCAUUCCUCAGACAGUAUGCUGAAGAUUCUUUCUCGCAAGCAGCAUGCUUGGUUACACCCAAAAAAGCUAUAUCUUAUCCACAGGUGUGGAAAGGUCAAGGAUCAAGGAAAUGGAAGCAUGGCCAAAGUGAUGGGUUCUUCAUUCAAUUUGAAUCACCUUCUGUACGCAAGCUCUGGUUCAUCGCCAGUUCAAUUGAGAAUGGGAAAACCUUGUGCAGGGAUCCGGUUUCGUUGGACAUCAGUGCUCAUGAACUUAUUCCUCGCCUGUUCAAGUAAACAUAAUCGAUACAUCUCAUGAGAAGCCUUGUUCUUCUUGAACAUCGAAGAAACUGGCAAUCCAAUGACUCUACAUGGAUGAGAUCCUCUUGAUGCUCUACUUUCGUAUGGCAAAAGGAUCGAAAUGGGAAGAGAGCGGUUUCUCAAACCGCUUGGUUGUUUCGACUUUCAACUGUAAGCUCAUUUUCGCAAAGGUUUGAUCCCUCGUAUAUUGCAAGCCUUUUGUUCGUCAUAUAAUAUAUAUAUCGCGGGUUAGGGGGACACAGUUUGCUGCUUGAAUAUUUGAAACUGAGAGUGGAAAUGAAUUUAUCACGGCGCCGUUGGCUUAUAACUUCUUAUCUAUUUUCUUUAGGGCAUGCUUCGAUUGGGGGUUUUGGCGGGAAAGAUUUCGAAGGUUUUUU
This is a messenger RNA of Cuscuta campestris, 1427 nucleotides long. The record is from the annotation of a GenBank genome assembly. NCBI's taxonomy places the organism in Eukaryota, Viridiplantae, Streptophyta, Magnoliopsida, Solanales, Convolvulaceae.